AUGGUACACCUUGUGGCUGUACCAGAGACAAUCACGGCAAGUGGCUGUGCUUGUGUCUUUAUUGACACCAUCUUCCGACUUCAUGGGUUGCCCCGUGAACUCGUAUCAGACAGAGAUCCCCGAUUCACUGCUGAUUUCUGGCGUUCCGUGUUCAAAUCACUCGGAACGCGCUUGAAGAUGUCAACAUCUGAUCAUCCAGAGUCAGAUGGUCAGACGGAACGUGCCAAUCGUGUCCUUGAAGAGAUACUUCGAGGAUACGUACACUCCUUUAAGAGUUGGAGUGAGUUUUUGCCGAUGGUAGAGUUUGCCAUCAACAACUCGGUGCAUGCGUCCACGACACAUACACCGUUUUACGUGAAUGGCUUGCGCCAUCCGCGUGUACCCACCUUACUAGAGUGUAACUCUGGUUUAAGGGGGGAGGGACUCGCGCGAGCAAAAACCGAUUUGGUUCACGCUCAUCACGCUCUGACGAAGAAGUCAUUGCAGUUUGAUGCCGAUAUCGAUAACAUCGAUAUCGAAGAAGAUGAUGCCAGUGAGAGUGCGGAAGCCCUCACUGAAGACAAUGAUCCCAGUGAGAGUGCGGAAGCCCUCACUGAAGAAAAGGUUGUUGUCGCUGCAGUGCGCUCACAGCACACUGAAGCUAACGAGUCAUCAGAUGAGUUCAUACUGGCUCGUGAAACGGUAGUCCGUUUUGUGCAAGACUCCAUCGCCGAAGCGGUGGAUAAGCAAAAGCAAAACGCUGACAAGAAUGGAAGGGCAAACACUCUUUUAUUUAAUAAAAGGUGA
Molecule: messenger RNA, 786 nt
Organism: Peronospora matthiolae
Lineage: Eukaryota; Oomycota; Peronosporomycetes; Peronosporales; Peronosporaceae
Source: the annotation of a GenBank genome assembly